AUGGCUGAGAUCCAGGCUAAGCUGCAAAAGCUUUCGGAAGAGUACACUGCGCUGCAACAAGAACUCCAAAACACCGUCCAGUCGCGGCAAAAGCUCGAGGCCCAGAAGCAGGAGAAUCUCGGCGAGUUUGAAAAACUUAAAGAUGGCGAGCAGAUCUACAAGCUCGUCGGGCCCGUCUUGCUUAAGCAGGACAAGGUCGAGGCCGAGAGUACGGUAAAGGGCCGUCUGGACUUUAUCCACAAGGAGAUCGAGAGACAAGAGGACCUCAUCAAGGACACCCAGGGCAAGCUCGAGAAGAAGAAGGGCGACAUCAUCCAGCUCCAGACCAGCGCGCAGGCUGCGGCGGGUCAGGCGAAGCAAGCAUAA
Messenger RNA from Colletotrichum navitas, 366 nucleotides. RefSeq names its product prefoldin subunit. The coding region runs from base 1 to 366 and encodes 121 amino acids. Gene Ontology annotation, biological process: chaperone-mediated protein complex assembly; protein folding. Gene Ontology annotation, cellular component: prefoldin complex; cytoplasm. The record is from RefSeq and is a predicted model, not a curated record. The transcript has 4 exons. Gene Ontology annotation, molecular function: protein-folding chaperone binding. NCBI's taxonomy places the organism in Eukaryota, Fungi, Ascomycota, Sordariomycetes, Glomerellales, Glomerellaceae.